Molecule: messenger RNA, 912 nt
Organism: Sporothrix schenckii 1099-18
Lineage: Eukaryota; Fungi; Ascomycota; Sordariomycetes; Ophiostomatales; Ophiostomataceae
Exons: 3
Coding region: 1-912 (303 amino acids)
Source: RefSeq, a predicted model, not a curated record
AUGGCCAGACCAUCGGGGCCACCGCCACCAGAGAGAUUGAGAAACACGCCGACUUGUGCUGACCCCGCCGUCAGGCACGAAGGGUGCGCGCCAGAUGGCGUUUGCGCGCACGGCUGCGACCACGAGCCGAGGACGGGAAGCGCCCGUGUCCGGGACGACUUUGACCAGGCCGAGGCGGUGGUCGGCCACCAGGAUGCGGCCCCCAGGCGUGCACGUGAGACCAUUGGGCCAGCCGUCGUACUCGGCCACCAAUGUCCAUGCUCUGCUCUGCGGAUCGCUCCGGCAGAUGCGCCCAAAUGGAAUGCCGACCACGUAGAGGCGGCCUUUCCGGUCAAAGCACGGCCCUUCCAAGAAGGUGCCGAUCGACUUGCCGGCAUCCCAAAUUAUGGUCAGCCCAUUCGCUGGUGCGGGCGGUCGAGAAAGAUUCCGGGACCGUUGUGUAAAUUUUCGCUGCGAGGCCUUUAUGCCUUGGCAAAUGACAUUCUGCACCCGCUCCGCCCCUACGUUGGUGGCUCCGUCCAUCACCACGGCAUGCCAAACGGAGAGUUGGCAGAUGCUGCUACUAUCAUGAACAACCAGGACCAUGUUGUGGAACGCAGCCGGGAGGCGAAAAACACGAUCCUGCGUCGUUAUUCAGACGCGCCCAAUGGGCUGCUCCAAGUCGUGAUGGACAUGGUCGACAACCAUGACAACUGGAGGCUGACCGAGGCUGCCAAGGCGCUGUUUGCUUCCGGCGAGUCGAGCAGACAGCCUAAGAGCUGGGCUGAGUCAAUGCGCAAGUGGCUUGACGUUGCCAAAGCGGUGGCCGACUUCUUCAAAGAAGCCCGCUCGACGGACGGCGCACCGUUUACGUGGCGCAUCGCGGAUGCCUGGGGCAAGCUGCGCGCGUGGUGGCGGGGCGGCUCGUCGUGA